Cavenderia fasciculata is the source of this 3129-nucleotide messenger RNA. Its product is annotated as serine/threonine protein kinase. The transcript has 3 exons. Lineage: Eukaryota; Evosea; Eumycetozoa; Acytosteliales; Cavenderiaceae. The record is from RefSeq and is a predicted model, not a curated record. The coding region runs from base 1 to 3129 and encodes 1042 amino acids.
AUGGAGUCAGAGAGCACAGUUGCUAAAACUAAUACAACAACAACAACAACAACUACAAAAGAACAUGAUGAUGGUACUCAACAACAACACCAACUUCCAUAUACAACAACAGAUAAUAUAAAAGACAAUCAAGCUACGAAAGAUGACGAGGACGAUGACGAGGAAGAGGAGGACGAUGAAGAUGAAGAAGAAGUGGAUAGUAAUGAAUUCUUUGAUAUAGCUGAUUAUUUAUAUGAUGAUCAGUUUCAAUAUAACAAUGAAUUGGAGAGAUUGGAAGAAAUCAUCAAUACCUCGAAAGCUUCAAAAGGUGACUAUUAUUGUACUGGAACGUCACAAGAAAUGUCAUUGCCGAGUAUCACGAUUGAAGGAAUAGAGGGUAAACUUUCAUACCCCAUUCAACCUGUUCAAGUUAGACAAUUGGUUGAAAAGGCUACUAGAGCACCCUAUGGAAAGGGUACAGAGACUAUAAUAGAUUUGGCUGUUCGAAAGGUUUGGCAAAUACCUGCAACCGAUAUCAAGAUUGUAUCAAAAAGAUGGAAUGUUUCUUUUACAGCUAUACUCGGCUCUAUCAGGUCUCAACUUGGGUUAGGUGAUUCGACAGUUACAGCAGAGUUGUAUAAAAUGUUGGUUUAUGAAGAAGGUGGAUUCUUUCUACCACAUCGUGACUCUGAAAAGACAGAUGGUAUGUUUGGUACACUUGUCAUAUCACUGCCAUGCCGACAUAAAGGUGGAGAGUUGGUGAUUGAUCAUCGUGGUAAAUCAACAACCGUGUCAUUGGAGAAUGACAGUACCACGUCACAAUGUAAAUAUGUUGCAUUCUAUGCUGAUUGUAGACACGAGGUUAAACCAGUCACUCAAGGUAAUAGAGUAUGUUUAGUGUACAAUUUAAUGAGAAAUGGUAGAAAUAGAAUGACCGACGGGUCACUCAUCCAUUCUUAUAUCAGUGACUCACAAAUCUCUAAAAUGGCAUCCACCCUUCGUCGUGUAUUCAAUCAUUACAAUGAAAUUCGAGGUGAACCAAUCAACGACAACAACAAACGAGCACGUCAAACACGUCAAGAAAUCGCUCCAGGUUAUACAUCUGACGUUCCACGUCUUGUCUAUGCACUUGAUCAUGUCUAUUCACUUGCAUCAUUUUCACUUGCAUCACUCAAAGGUAAAGAUGAAGAAAUUGCCAAUCUUUUCAUCAAAUCUGCCAAAGAUGCAAAUGUCCUUAUAACACUUGGUUUUAUUCAUAUUAAAGAGACUGGAAAUUACAUGCCAGGAUACAAAUAUAACAGGGUGUAUCAUAAACCUGAAUAUGAAAAUGGAGAAUUUUCAUACAGUCUAACCAAUCUUAGACCAGUUGUAGAGACAGGUCAAUUUGAAGAUGUUGCUUUUGACGCAUCCAAGGAAUUAUUUCCAAAUGGUGCAUUAGAUGGAGCUCAACCAUUUAAAGAUGAAGCUAAAGAAGCAACUGGAAAUGCUGGUUCACUCUAUGAAAGACUUUAUCAUAGAUCAGCAAUUGUUAUUUGGGAUUUAAGAGAGAGAGGUAAAUUUUAUUUAAUGACACUUGCACAAGUAAGAGUCAGUUACCAAAAAUCAAUUGAAGAGGAUAAUAGUCAAACCAACAAAUUGAAUGAACUGACAGAGAUUUUACUUAAUUGGAGUGCGUGGGACGCAAACAAACAAAAGAGUGGGUUACCCGAUCUACUUGCCAAUCUAAUCAAUGAUAUUAUUGAAAUACCAGUGACUGAAGAAUCCAAACCAAUGUUUAGAUUAUUCAUCAAGGCAUUAAAGAUGACAUUUGACCCUGCCAUCUUUAAAAAACCACUCUUUACUUUUGUUACCAAUUGUCAAGACUUGGUAUUCUUGACAGAGUUGCUCAAAGAUUGGUUUACAUUGACAAAUACUGUAUUCAACACUCAAUUUAUCGAUCAUUUGUGUGCAACCAAACCACAACUUGGCGAUGCUCUACCACAAUUGAUGGGCAUUUUGGUGAGAACUGUACCUGUUCAAUGUAGUGCCUGUCAAAACUCAUUCAUCUCCUUUGUAUUCAGUCUUCGUAAUAAUAAUAAUAUAGACCAAUGCAGGCAUUUGACUGAAAUCUUGGUUCCUUUUAAACCAUUGAUUGGUAUUGUACGCAAGUACGAUAUAUUGCAACCACAACAACAGCAGAUCAAUGAAUACGUGUCACAUAAGAUACAGGUCAAGGCUAUAAAAGCGGGUGGAGACUCUGCCUUGGAAGUUUUCAAGAUUUGGUCAGAGGGAUCAACGCUCAUCAACGACGGCACGAUGAUGACAUUGUCAAAGGCAUGGGUUGACGCAUUCCCUCAGAGAGAAAAAAACACAGUCAACUUGGAAAGAUUGAAACUGAUCUUUAUAAUGCAUCGUGCUGCUGACAAGCACGGCACAGGACUUGUCAGUGAGGAGGAAGUCACCACAGCCAUCACCCAAACGCUGCCCAGUUGGAUUAGUACCCAGGCACGUGUUUUCUGCACGCCCAAAAGUUACGAGUACAACUUUAUAGCGCCCGCUGAACCAUCACCUCAACAAAAAUCAGCAUUCAUCACGUUUAUAGUAUCGCUUCUAACGUUAUUGCACACGAUUGAUACGACUCGGAUAUUGUGUCAAUCAGUCAUUAAUAUUGCAUUUGCCGAUGAAACUGUCCAAAAGUCUCAUCGUAAUUUCCCAACAAAUCUAUUAAACCAACUUCGCACAACUGCACCACAAGUCAUGACAAUACCAGCCGUUGCCGAUUUAAUUAUCAAUAAGGGUCUAGCAGCUAUUCAGCAAGUUAUUACAAAGAUGCGGGAAUUACCGGAACCCUCUAGUUACAACUUUUCAAUGUUUGCCAUUCCAAAACCAUGUUGUGCCAACUGCACCAAAUUCAAUACCUAUCUUGCUUCUGGUACAGAGACAUUGUUUUCACUCAAAGGAACUGGAGCCAUUCGAGAGCACAUUGAAAGAUAUGCAACUGCCAGGUCAUACCUCGUUGCCAAAACAGAAGGUACUAGAGCACCCUAUACUCUUACCGUCACCAAAUCCCUCGCUCUUCUUGAAACCGAACGACAACGUCAAACUACCCUUCUUGCAAUAAGAGAUGAUUUAUUAUCUUAUCAAAAAUCUCUUUUACAAAAUAAUGAAUAA